Notolabrus celidotus (New Zealand spotty) is the source of this 1138-nucleotide messenger RNA. RefSeq names its product protein phosphatase 1, regulatory (inhibitor) subunit 2 (gene ppp1r2). The coding region runs from base 245 to 874 and encodes 209 amino acids. The transcript has 6 exons. NCBI's taxonomy places the organism in Eukaryota, Metazoa, Chordata, Actinopteri, Labriformes, Labridae. Gene Ontology annotation, molecular function: protein phosphatase inhibitor activity. The record is from RefSeq and is a predicted model, not a curated record. Gene Ontology annotation, biological process: regulation of signal transduction.
CGCGAUGUGUCAGCCUAGCCUAGCCGUUAGCGGUGCUGCUGCCCCGCCAGUCCGAGAGGAACCGGGGAGGAGACAUGCUGAGCCGUCAGACCGCUCUGGAUCCUGGUUUCUCCUGAGUUUAUGGGACAGCACUAAGUUCUGUGUGGGAUCAUGGUGAAUCCAGAACCUGUGUGUGGUUAUUAAGAGCAGAGAUCACCUCAGUGAAGCAGACAGUGAAUAGUGGAGCCGGUGAGACGGUCUGGGAAUGAUGGCAGCUCCCCGGCCGAUCAAAGGGAUCCUGAAGAACAAGACCAGCGGGUCCACCGUGAGACCUGUACCCGAAGAAGUCCCAGGAGAGGCUCCGGAACCAGUCCCCGGACUCCCGGAGGAUGACCAGCAGAAGAAGUCACAGAAAUGGGAUGAGAUGAACAUCCUGGCCACGUACCAUCCAGCUGACAAAGACUACGGCCUGAUGAAGAUCGAUGAACCCAGCACACCUUACAACAGGAUGGUGGGGGACGAUGAAGAUGAGGGGGCGCUGAGUGACUCGGAAGGCCACGGCGGACUAGCAGCUGAUGACCUGGCAUCAAAGCUGGUGGCAGCUGAGGGUGCAGAGCCUCGCUUCCUCAUGAAAGAAGAGGAGGAGGAGGAAGAAGAGAGCAGUGAGGAAGAGGAGGAGGAGAUGACACCUGAAGAACAGGCUAAAAAGAACCACUUUAAGAUGAUGAGGAAGAUGCACUACAACGAGGGCCUGAACAUCAAACUGGCCCGUCAGCUCAUCGCCAGCGAACUAGAGGAGGACGAAGAUGAGGACGAAGAGAUGAGGGAUGACACAGAGGAGACAGAGGAGAUCAACGUGGACCCGCCACAGGAAGCGGACUCUCUGGACUCGUAGACGAGGACUCUGUCCAAGCCUUCGGUCCUGCGUGUCGGCUCAUCAUCCAGACAGACGCUGCCACUCACUGCCUUCUGUCUGUAACGCUGGGCCGCACAGCAGACACGCCGCUUCACCGACCACAUAACAACCGUCAACAGCCAAUAACCUCCCAGUCACAUGUCUGUCUCUACCUUUCCUUUAAAGUGUGUGAUAUCACCUUCAGACACACGAGGGGAGACUGUUCCCGCCCCUUCCUCCUCUUCCUCCUCCUCCUCCUCCUCC